This is a messenger RNA of Chelonoidis abingdonii (Abingdon island giant tortoise), 696 nucleotides long. The record is from RefSeq and is a predicted model, not a curated record. Lineage: Eukaryota; Metazoa; Chordata; Testudines; Testudinidae.
AUGGCAGAGGGCUGGGAGAGAGUCAUCCACCCAACCACCCAUUCAUAUAUCAAUAUACCCAACUUCCCUUCUCACCCAUCUGUCCACACACCCAGCUUCCCAUCCACCCACCCACCCGUCUAUCCAUCCAUCCACCUAUCUACUACUCUUAACUUCCCAUCCACCCAUUCAUCCAUCCACCCACCCAACCUCCCACCCAUUCAUCCAUUCAUCCACACAACCUCCCACCCAUUCAUCCAUCCAUCCAUCCACCUACCCUCCCUACCUUCCCAUCCACCCACACACCCAUCUAUCCAUCUAUCUAUCUACUACUCUUAACUUCUCAUCCACCCAUUCAUCCACCCAACCUCCCACCCAUUCAUCCAUUCAUCCACGCAACCUCCCACCCAUUCAUCCAUCCAUCCAUCCACUUACCCUCCCUACCUUCCCAUCCACCCACACACCCGUCUAUCCAUCCAUCUAUCUACUACUCUUAACUUCCCAUCCACCCAUUCAUCCAUCCAUCCACUCAACCUCCCACCCAUUCAUCCAUUCAUCCACGCAACCUCCCACCCAUUCAUCCAUCCAUCCACCUACCCUUCCUACCUUCCCAUCCACCCACACACCCACCCUAUCUUCCCAGCCUUCCAUCCACCCAUCCAUCCUCCGAUGCUCUUAUCCUGGCAGAAGCUGGUCACUAAGCUUUUGGAUACUUAG